This is a messenger RNA of Selaginella moellendorffii, 750 nucleotides long. RefSeq names its product pentatricopeptide repeat-containing protein At2g13600-like. Lineage: Eukaryota; Viridiplantae; Streptophyta; Lycopodiopsida; Selaginellales; Selaginellaceae. Gene Ontology annotation, molecular function: protein binding; RNA binding. The coding region runs from base 1 to 750 and encodes 249 amino acids. Gene Ontology annotation, biological process: RNA modification. The transcript has a single exon. The record is from RefSeq and is a predicted model, not a curated record.
AUGGUAGACACGCUGGCACGGUGUGGAAAGCUUGAGGAAGCAAAGGAAAUAUUUGAUCAGGUCCGCGGCUGGUGCAUCUCCUCUUGGACGUCGAUGAUCUUUGCAUAUACCUCGUUCGGGUAUUUUGAAGAAGCAGAGGCUUUAUUUUAUACAAUGCCCGAAGUAGAUACCAUAGCCCGAAACGCAUUUAUUUCAUCUUUAGCACUUAAUCUCAAACUUGCUAGUGCAGUUCGUGUUUUUCACAGGGCUAACCAGAGAGACAUAACAACUUGGAACACCGUUCUUUCUGCAUUUGCCCGCGAUGGGCAUCUGCAAGAAGCUGAAAAAGUUUUCCGAUCGAUGCCGGAGCGCGAUCUCGUGAGCUGGAAUUCAGUGCUGGAGGCAUAUGCGGGGCAAGGCAAGCCAGCCCAAGCGAUCGGAUUCUUCUACGAGCUUCAGCAGCAGUGGAUCCCGAGCGCAAUCAGCGUUGUUUGCUUCUUGGUUAUGACACGGGACUUCGGAUUGGAGGCAACCAAGCAGCACUACAGCUGCGUGAUCGAUCUCCUGUGCCGGGCAGUCGUUUUGGCGAAUGCCCAAGCCGUGAUUGCUGAAAUGCCCAGCGUUCCUGAUCUUGUCGAUUGGCAUUGCGUGCUCGCGUUUUGUUCCAGUGACAAAAACCUUGAACAAGGAAGAGUGUGUGCCAUGUCUGUUCUUGAGAUGGAACCAAACAACGCUGCUGCUUACGUCUCGUUGUCACAAACAUUGAUCUAA